UUUAAAACAUUGUUUAAAGUAAAAAAUCCAACUUGAUUCCUCGCAUAUAAUUUUUGUUGUUGCGGUUCCAUUGUUUGGCUUGGGUUGAUUGCAUUCUUCCCAGAGAUUGAACCCCCAGACACACUUGAGCAGUGUUGGUUUGUGCUUUUAUGUCUAGUGGUAGGAGCGGAAGCAGUUUUGGUUUGUGUUUUAUGUGAAGUACGUGUUGUGUCAGCAAUUUGCUAUUAUAUUUGCUCUCCAGCUUGUUUUGGCUAUUAAGUUUUGCGUGAUUAUCGUGGAAUUUAAUUACCAUGUGUCGAAUUUCUUAGCCUCAGCACUGGGGCACACCCAGGACUUACUGGUGCUGAAUUUUCUUGAGGAAUGAUGCUACUCAACAUAUUCCAAUUUUGAAUUUUUGAAUUCGAUACUACCGCUCAGCUCACCUUUUUCACAAAUUAUUGAGCAUAGGUUAUUGGCCACUCAACUUUUUCUUCACCCCUUUUUUUCUUUUUCUUCGUGAAAACUUAAUUACCAUGCAAAGCAUCAGGAGAUCAUGGUGCGCAAAGUUUUCUCAGCUAGUUCAAUUAUGUUGUAGAAGUGCAGGUUCUAACUUGUCAAAGUUGGUAAAGUCAUUGGAGCUGGUAUCCAAUCACCUUGUUUGAAUCCGGCUUACAGUCUUAAGUAGCUGGGUUUGGAUGACCCCUUCCGCUUUCCUAACAAAAAAGGGAAAAAGAAAAAGAAGAAAAAGGAUAUGCUGUAGCAAAGGAGGGUGAACCAUGGAAGUAACCAUUUGUGUGAGAAGUAACCAUUUGUGUGAACAUCUUUAAUGAUUUUUUAAAUUUUUCUAAUUGACUUCUCAACCUAAAUUACGCUAGUUAGAAUUCAUAUUUGGUAACAUUUUUAAUUAAAUUUGUUAUACUUCCUAUUCCCUGAAGACACAAUAAAAAUAACCAAAAAUUAAUUCUCUGGCCCUUUAAGAAAAACCUGUUUUUAAGCCGGCCAAGUGCCAAAUUUUGAUUUGCACAUCUCUCCACGUAUAUAUAAAAUAUUUCAAACUUUAUUAUCUUAGCCCAUAUAAAUUGCUAAAUCCCAGCUAUUACAAAUUGAUAAACCUUUGGUUGCUUGUUGAUGCAAUCUGGAAACUUUGGGCCAAAUUUUUCCCAAUCACCUUUUUCUUCACUAUACAAGAUAUUCUAAUUAAUAUUUUAAAUUAAUUACUAAUUAUAGAUUUCAACCCUGCCGAGAUCUUCCAAAAUCUAAGAUUGUGGAUGCUCCAUAUAUUUUCUAUCUUUUAUUCUUUUGUUUUUCGAAAUGAAGAGCAGGAAGAUAAUAACAGACUUCGGUCUCCACCGAGAUAAUAAAUCUUCUCGGUUUAUGGAACCGUUGGUUUUCAGAAUCCGGCGAGAUCAGUAGGCUCUCCUGAACUCGAACCAGUUUGUCUCCAACGAAAUCUCUCUCUCUAUCUAUCUAUGAACGCAAUCCAAACAAAAUCCAUUGCCAAUUUCGCAGAACUUAUCCGCCGAUCGAAUCCGGAAUCCAAAGUUCUCACUUUGUGCAAGCUCGGCAGGUUAAAAGAAGCUCUUGAUGUCCUCCAUUCCCAUCCCACCCCCUUAUCCCCUUCCACCUACUCCUCUCUACUCCAGCUCUGCAUCGAUUGCAAUGCCAAACAAGAAGGAAGAUCACUCCACGAUUACCUGUCAGCAAUCGGGCAUGCGUCAAAUCUGCAUCUGUGCACCAAAUUUGUGAUCUUCUACGCGAAAGUUGGAGACUUGGUCGCUGCUCGAAGGGUGUUUGUUGAAAUGCCCGAGAGGAGCGUCGUGUCGUGGACUGCGAUGAUUUCUGGGUAUUCUCAGAAUGGGUAUUCAGAUGAAGCUCUAAAGGUUUUUUCUUGGAUGCGUCGGUUGGGUGUUAAGGCAAAUCAGUUCACUUAUGGUAGUGCUCUGCGGGCGUGUACUGGUCUGGGUUGUGUUAGGAGCGGGGGGCAGAUUCACGGGUGCAUUGUGAAGAGCAGAUUUGUGGAGGAUUUGUUUGUGCAGAGUGCUCUCGUGGAUUUGCAUUUGAAGUGUGGUUCGGUUGAGGACGCUUGGUGCUUGUUUGGGAUGAUGGAGAAGAGAGAUGUGGUUGCUUGGAAUUCGGUGAUUGGAGGGUGUGCGGUGCGGGGGCUUGAAGAGGACGCAUUUGGAUAUUUUUGCUUGAUGCUUCGAGAUGGUCUUCAGCCUGAUCAUUUCACUUUUGGAAGUCUUUUGAAGGCAUGUGGUUUAGUUAGAACUCUUGUGCAUGUGAAUCAGAUUCAUGCUUUCAGUGUCAAAUUGGGUUAUGAGAAUCAAUCUAUUGUCACUGGAUCACUGAUUGAUGCAUAUGCAAAAUGUAGGAGCAUGCAGAAUGCUAGAUUGGUAUAUGACUCGAUGUAUGAACAAGACUUGAUUUCCUGUACUGCACUAAUCACUGGGUAUUCAUUGGAAAGAAACUGCAGUGGGAAGGCAUUGGAGCUUUUUUGUGAAAUAAAUAGGAUGGGCAUGAGAAUUGAUGAUGUGAUUUUAUGUUCCAUGAUUAAUAUAUGUGCCAAUAUAGCUUCAUUGAGCUUGGGAAGACAAAUUCAUGCUCAUGUAAUUAAGAAACAGUCCAACCAUGAUAUAGCCUUGAGCAAUGCUCUCAUUGACAUGUAUGCAAAAUCAGGAGAACUUUGGGAUGCCCGUUGUGCUUUUGAUGAGAUGCAGUAUAAAAAUGUUAUUUCAUGGACUUCAUUGAUUGCUGGAUAUGGAAAGCAUGGUUCUGGAGAAGGUGCAAUAGCACUCUUUGUGAAGAUGGAGGAUGAUGGGGUGAAGCCAAAUGAUGUUACAUUCCUUUCUCUUCUAUCUGCAUGUAGUCAUUCUGGCUUGACUAAUAAAGGAAUGGAGUAUUUCAAGUCUAUGGUUAGCAAGUAUGGGAUCCACCCCAGAGCUGAACAUUAUUCAUGUGCCGUUGAUCUUCUUGCACGUGGAGGUCAAUUACAAGAAGCAUAUGAUUUUGUAUGCAAGAUGGAUGCUAAGCCUAAUGCAUCACUUUGGGCUGCUGUGCUUGGGGCAUGUAGAAUGCAUGGUAACACGUCUCUUGGGGAAAUUGCUGCAGGGUAUCUUCUUAAUUUAUAUCCUGAAAGAUCAGUAAACUAUGUUGUCCUAGCAAAUACGUAUGCAUCAGCAGGGUUGUGGGAGAGUGCCUGGAAGAUAAGGAAGUUGAUGCUGCAAAGAGCUACAAAGAAAGAUGCAGGCUGUAGCUAUAUUUAAUUUUUUAAAAAAAAAAAAGAGAACAUUUUUUAAACAAAUUGAGUUCUUGCAGGACUUCGGAAAAUGUUGAAAUAUCCAGGACAGGAUCAGUUGGACAUCCUUAUUAUUUUAUACUUCCAGCAAAGGAUCAUAUAUUCUCAAUUAUGCUGCUGCUUCUUUAUAGGUUUGCUCAUGUAUUCAGAUCACUUUGGUCUUCCUAUCUAUGGGACAAACUAUUUGGCAUUCUGGUCUAUCUGGAAUUCUGCAUCAGCAUUGAAUCAUGUCAUGAGAAGAGAAGUUCUGCCAUGGCAGUCAUAUUUGGGAGGCAGAUUUGAAGCUUUAGUUGAGAGCUCCCAUUUUGGUUCUGCGAUGGCGGGGUUUGUCGAGGACUUUCAAUAAUCAACCCUCUCAUCUUGCAUUACAGGAUAACCUUGCUCAUGGGAGAUGUAAAAAGAUCAGGUGCACCCAGUGAAUCUGAGCAGAACAUGUAUACAGUCCAGACAAGAGUACUCAAAUUAUAUGAUAUAAGUUCAUAUAUUUUAUUCAAAGAAAAAUAAAUUUGAAAUAGACUCUUCUACAGGGAUUGUUAUCCAAGGAGGAUAAAUAUGUUGUUAUCCAGGAUUUCUGACCAUAAUUGAUGACCAUUUUGAUGUAUUGGAGGCUGAGGAGUUUUCUUUCACCCAGAUUUGAUGGGAGUUGAUUCAUGAUUGAAUGAGCCUUAAGAUGAACAGAUCGCAGUGCUACAUGAAUCAAUAGAAGCAGCUUUUUGAAAAUAUGUUAUUUGCAAGUGGUGUAAAUGGUAGCGGAUGAAGAGAAUUUUUAAAGGAAAAAAGAAUAAUGGGAUAUACAAGACAGUUCCGCAGCAGGUUUUUGGUGAAGUAUUGCUCUCUAGGUAUAAAAAGCUAUCAGAUGAGGUCUAUAAAGAAUUUCACAUCAUAUUCAAAUGCAGAAUUGCUAUUAGUUUAUUCUAAAUUGUUUAUGGGUGUUCAUUAAGUUUUUGUAAACAAAAACUGAAUUUUGACGGCCAAGGGUGUAAAUAUUGAAUUAGAUCAUUUUUGUAUUUUGAUAAUUUGGAAUGCUGUUGAGGGGAGCCUUGAGGCGCUAAAA
Elaeis guineensis (African oil palm) is the source of this 4328-nucleotide messenger RNA. RefSeq names its product pentatricopeptide repeat-containing protein At3g20730. Gene Ontology annotation, molecular function: RNA binding; protein binding. The record is from RefSeq and is a predicted model, not a curated record. Gene Ontology annotation, cellular component: intracellular membrane-bounded organelle. Gene Ontology annotation, biological process: RNA modification. NCBI's taxonomy places the organism in Eukaryota, Viridiplantae, Streptophyta, Magnoliopsida, Arecales, Arecaceae.